GUGAGGGUAACGACAAUUGAUAACACUGUGGCGGUUGCGGAUAUGAAGAAGCCACUUGGUAAUAUGGUUGGGUCGUCAUGGGAGGAGGUAGUUGGUAUAAUUGUUGUUGCAGUAGUGGUUGUUGAUAAAUUUGGUAUUGGAGUAGCGGAGGCGGUGGAACUUGCGCCUGAGAAAUCUCCAUGUUCUCUUAUUCCUGAUAUAAAAUAUUCAAAGACACGAAUAUUAUCGUGUUUGCGAAUGCAAAAUCACCCUGUGCAAUGUCCGUCUUGCCACCUCAUAUUGAAUCAACUCUUAUUAAAAGAUUCCGCUCUUAUCCAAUACCAGAAUGUUGCCACCGUGAAAGACAACCUCAUUAUGACACAAAGGGAAUUAAUUUAUAACCUGAUGAGAUUUGUUGGCUGUGACAUUAAAGGAAAUUCCAAUAUUUAUUCUACAGCAGAAAGUUUUGCUCGUAAGGAAGUUGACUUCGUAAAAUCCGUCAAUCGAAUGGUUGGCGGUACCGGUUGGCAAGGUUAG
Molecule: messenger RNA, 516 nt
Organism: Acaulospora colombiana
Lineage: Eukaryota; Fungi; Glomeromycota; Glomeromycetes; Diversisporales; Acaulosporaceae
Source: the annotation of a GenBank genome assembly